ACAAAUACUACAAAUCCACACGUACGUAGCAUCUGAGCGAAACACAAACCAGUAGCCAUGGAGCUAAUCACCUACAUUGCCAUAUGUCUCUCGUUCUCCUUUCUCCUCCCUUCCUACGCCACAGCAACUACGCCAGCCGGCAUGAUAGAGCGGGAAACCAAGCAGCAGAUUCUGGCAAGCAUUCCGCCACAUGGGCAGGAGAAUCCCGUGCUGUUCCUGACGUCGCCUUCCGGCAAGUACGCGGCGCACUUCAUACGCAGCCAGACCGUGCCGGGCGCCGGUGGCCUCGGGGCGGACUUCUGCUAUGUGGAAAUUCUCGACGCCUCCGAGCCAGGCGCCGAGGGCCAGAGCGUGUGGGAGUCAGAGUGCUUGGCUGUGAGCACCAUCAACACCUGCGCACUCGUGUUCUCGUGGAAUGGUUUGGAGGUGUUUGACGGGAGCAACUCAGUGUGGCACACACACGACACAGAGUCGGUUGACAACAACUUCCUCAGAACCCUGCAGCUUGUGGACGAGGGUGACAUGCGCAUCCUCGACAAGGGCGGCGAGCUGGCUUGGAAGGCCAGCGACGAGCCACGAGCAGCGCAGCACUGCGGGAUGCCCGGCUCGCCUGGCCUGGUCUCAGCAACGGCGCCCUUCGCCCAGCCGAUCGGUCAGGGGAGUGGAAACCUGCCAUUUGGACAGGAUGAAGGAGGCAAUGGAAAUGGCAACGCCGGCGCAGCACAGCCCGAGCUGCCGCUAGCACCGCUGCCACAGGCGGCAGCAUACGGUGGUGUCGCUGGGCAGGGGCAGGGCGUGGAGGAGGUUGGGCAGACGAUUGGAUUUGGUAGCCAACCGUUGGUGGACAACAGCCCGUACGACAGUGGUGAACUGAAGCAUGGAUGCAGCUUGCUUGGAACUGGAGUUGCCUUGGGUCUCGGUGUUGCCAUUGCCAUGGCCCUCGGUUUCUGAUUUUAGUACGUGUGCUCUUCCCGCCUGACGGCUUUGAUGGUUUCUUGAAAUUGUUCUUAUUAUUUCUGGCGCAAUAAGCCAGCAGGGAUGUAUUGUGAACUCGUGAUAAGGGUCGUGCCAUUUCUAGGUGUGGGCAUGCUACUAGGAAUCUAGGAUUAACGUAUUGUACCUUAAUAUGUAAUGUGUAAUAUUUUGUGAUCGUUGAAGAUAAUGUUUUGUAAG
Molecule: messenger RNA, 1173 nt
Organism: Lolium perenne
Lineage: Eukaryota; Viridiplantae; Streptophyta; Magnoliopsida; Poales; Poaceae
Source: RefSeq, a predicted model, not a curated record